GUUCUCGUUGAAUUCCCGAGAUUAUCCUAAUUCCACCGACGUCGAGCAGUAGCGGCGACAACCGCCAUAGCCAUUGGAGAAAACCUUCCCCCUCUCUCUCUCUUCGACCGAGAAUGGUCCGUCAAUCCAUGAGGCGUUUUCUGCAGAACAUGGGUCUGGCUAAUGACGUGUUGAAGAGACAGGGGCACCGUACAAGGUUAGUGUCUGCCGUGCUUAGUAGACAUCAGUCGCAAGUGUCGAAGACCGAGGAGCCCGAAGCCGGUGAGACGAAGAGAAACGGGGGUCGGGUUUCUCCGGGGUCUGAAGGGCAGAGGAAGAUGGUACAUGGUUCUGGGAUGAGCAGGCAUAGCUCUGAUGAUGAGGAUUUGGGUGAUGGUAAAUGGAAGAUUGAACUAGCUUGGCUCACGAAGGCUUUGGAACCGGCGCUGCAGAUGUGCAGGUGGGCUUUGCCAACAGGAAAUGGAGGUCAAAGCAGAAGCGGGUCACCACCAACUGCUAGGUCUGUUUCAGAGAUCAUUGCAAGCAUCCAACGGAGUAAAAUGGGAGUCCAAGACUGGAGCCUAAGUGAUCUUACUGUGGGCUUGUAUCUUAUUUAUCUUCGUCAAGAAUCUGCAAAUCCUUUAGAGCAUAUAAAUGGCAUUUUGAUAUCUUCUGAUGCAAUAGUCCAAGAUCUCAUGUAUCACACUGAAUUGGCAAAAGGUUGUUAUAAGGAUAGUGCUGCCGGUCUUGCUAGAAACAGCAUGCUUCGAGAAAGCAACGUGUUAAAAUUUGUGAAAAACUCUAGCAUCUUGAGGCCUGGUUACUACAUAGGAAUCGAUCAUCGCAAGAAACUUGUAAUAUUUGGAAUUCGCGGAACACACUCCGUGUAUGAUCUGAUCACUGAUGUUGCCUCUUCAAGCCAUGAAGAAGUCACAUUUGAGGGCUACUCAACCCAUUUUGGUACUACUGAAGCUGCACGUUGGUUUCUUGCUCAUGAGAUUGGAACUAUCAAGCAGUGCUUAGAUAAGCAUGAGGGGUUUAGGUUAAGGAUAGUUGGUCAUUCUCUUGGUGGUGCUAUAGCUUCUUUACUUGCAAUAAUGCUGCGCAAGAAAUCAAAAAAGGAGUUGGGCUUCAGUCCAGAACUUGUUUCUGCUGUUGGAUAUGCAACACCACCUUGUGUUUCCAGAGAGCUAGCUGAAAACUGCUCUGACUUUGUAACAACUGUCGUUAUGCAGGAUGACAUAAUACCAAGAUUAAGUGUCGCCUCAUUGACAAGACUGAGAAAUGAGAUUCUCCAGACUGACUGGACUAGUAUAAUUGAAAUGGCAGACUGGAAAAGUAUCAUUGAACUGGUUUCAAACGCAAAACAGGUUGUCUAUUCGGUUCAAGAUGUGGCAAGGAAACUUGCUGAUUAUGCUAAAUUCAGUACUAACAAAGAAUAUUUGGAUUCAUCCAUCCGACAGGAAUCAGCUAUCGUUCCGAAAGUUCCCCCCAUGUCCAAACCCACAGCAAAGGGUGAUGCUGUUGUGGAGAAGGAACAAAUAAUGCCCGAGGAGUUAUUCGUGCCAGGUACUGUGUAUUACCUGAAGAGAAAUACGGACUGUAACUCAAAUAGUAAUAUUGAGUACUUCACUCUAUGGAGACGGCAUCCUGGGGAUCAUUUUCAGAGGAUAGUGCUCUCCAGCAAUUUAAUUUUGGACCACAAAUGUGACAGCCAUUACUACGCAUUAAGAGAUGUACUCAAAGGUUUGCCAGCAUCAACUAACGACGACGUCUUAUUCCAAUAAAAAAAGGCAUUUAUUGUAGAGUCUACCCCCGGCAUCUGGUGAACAGAACAAUGCAUGCUGGGGAAGUUCCAUCUUCUGUGAGGCUUAUCAGCAUGUAUCACCCCCAUCCUUGAGUCUCAUAUCAUAAACGAAAGGAGAUCCCAUAUCAGAAUUGAGUUGAUCUUAAAUUUUUGUAAUCAUAUGCAUUUAUUUUAUCUGUCUGGGACAAAAGUGCUCGUGCUCCAUAGCAUGGCAGCGGGUUUGUGCUGGUGCGGAUGAACGUGGUUGAAAUCGGUCCUAAGCACGUUGCUCUCGCAAGACGGCAAACUUUGAUGUGGGCCUCUUGCUUACCGGUGGACUGGUGAAUGGUUUUUCUUCUUUGAAUUACUCUUCAGAAUGAUCUCACCACUGGAAAAUUGUCAAUGUAGAAUGCUUAGUGUAUUUUAUGGAUAAUGAGCAUAUUUUCAUCUUAUUUCA
Messenger RNA from Syzygium oleosum, 2222 nucleotides. RefSeq lists its product as uncharacterized. Gene Ontology annotation, biological process: lipid metabolic process. The transcript has 8 exons. Lineage: Eukaryota; Viridiplantae; Streptophyta; Magnoliopsida; Myrtales; Myrtaceae. Bases 114 to 1766 code for a protein of 550 amino acids. The record is from RefSeq and is a predicted model, not a curated record.